This is a messenger RNA of Melanaphis sacchari, 2378 nucleotides long. Its product is annotated as sodium-independent sulfate anion transporter-like. Gene Ontology annotation, molecular function: secondary active sulfate transmembrane transporter activity. The transcript is spliced from 12 exons. Gene Ontology annotation, biological process: transmembrane transport. The record is from RefSeq and is a predicted model, not a curated record. Gene Ontology annotation, cellular component: membrane. Bases 582 to 2378 code for a protein of 598 amino acids. NCBI's taxonomy places the organism in Eukaryota, Metazoa, Arthropoda, Insecta, Hemiptera, Aphididae.
GCUUAUAUUGUAGUGCAUUUUAGUAUAUAAUCGUCGUCAUCGUUCUUAGACGUAUACAAUAUCUGUGUAAACGCGCGCAACGCAACACGCCGCGCGCUUUGUAGUAUUAUAUGUUAUAUUGUUGUAAAGACAAUUGUAAGCCCUCGCUCGCACCGGUAUUGCUCGUCUUCGUUUAUCACGCCGGUUUCAGUACUACUAGCUUAUAUAAUAUUGCGAUGUAUUGACGUGCAAACACGGCGAAAUACAUCGGUCAAAUUAAAUUCCAAAAAAAUUUACAUUCCGUCGCGAGUAGGAUUUUUCCGCAAUUCCACGGUUUUCCUUUUUUCGACGUCACGAAAAUCAUUCCUCGUCGCGUGCGAUGCGUUGACGAGACCGGUGUUGGUAAAUAAACGUCUUCGGCACGUUUAAUUGUACCAAAAAAGCUACGACGUCCGUAUAUUGUUUGAUACGUUGACUGCCAUACGGAAACCACUCAUCGACAGUGUUAUUCGGAGAACUGAGUCCGUAACAUCACACGACCAGAAAACGAUUGAUGCACAACGGACAGUACAUCGCCGCACUGAGGAAAAUAACACGCCAUCAUGGUGCACACGGGAUCCUGUAGCGACCGUCUGUACGACUUACUGGUCAGCUAUUUGCCGAUCCUGACAUGGAUGCCGAAGUACAAGAAGUCGGACUUACUGUACGACGCUGUGUCGGGUAUCACCGUCGCGCUCACGCUGAUGCCUCAGUCCAUAGCAUACGCGUCGCUGGCUGGACUUGACCCAUUGUUUGGAUUGUAUGCUGCAUGCUUCGGUAGCGUAAUGUACAUAGUAUUUGGAUCAGUACGGCAAAUUACUAUCGGUCCUGCAUCUGUUGUCGCAUUGCUCACAUUCAACUACGUCAAUCCAGCGUUUCCAACCACGGCGGUAAUUCUCUGUUUUGUGUCUGGAAUUGUCGAGCUAAUAUGUGGACUUUUGCGCUUAGGAUUCGUCGUGGAGUUCGUAUCGAUGCCAGUGACGGGCGGAUUUACAUCGGCAGCGGCUAUCAUUAUGGCAUCGUCACAAUUGAAAGGACUGUUUGGAAUUUCUUUUGACGCGAAAAACUGUAUGGAAAUGUGGAUAAAGUUUGUUGAAAACAUUGAACAUUUUCGAAUAGCAGAUACCGCUAUGGGACUUAUAUGUAUAUUCGUGUUGAUAGGAUUGAAGAGCUUAAAAACCAUAAAAGUCAAUGCUAAAGGAAUCAAAGCAAAAUCAUAUUCUGUGAUACUAUUUUUAUUGACCACCGGAAGCAAUGUUUUCGUGGUCAUCGUAUCAUCGAUAAUCGCAUAUUUUUCAAUUAGACAAGGCCAGUCACCAUUAGUAUUGACAGGUAAUAUCGCUAGUGGCAUACCGCAAUUUCGGUUUCCGUUUUCGGACUACGAAGACGAAGACGAGAAGUUCACAUUUUUCGAAGGUCUGUCCAGGUUAUGGCCUGGUGCAAUAGUUGUUCCGUUGGUAUCAAUUUUGAGCACAGUUUCGGUCGCUAAAGCAUUCAGCGGUGGAAAAGUCGUCGAUGCAUCACAAGAGAUGAUAGCGUUAGGUUUCUGUAAUAUUUUUAGCUCGUUUAUGGGAUCUAUGCCCGUUGCGGGAAGUAUGACCAGGUCUGCUCUUAACCAUACUACCGGUGUCCGUACAACGUUCAGCUCAAUAUUUACUACUAUACUGGGCAUGCUGUCGUUGUUGUUUUUGACACCAUUUCUCUAUUACAUACCGAAAUCUAGUUUAUCCGCCGUACUUAUAUGUGCAGUGACUUCAAUGUUUCGAUAUGACAUGGUGAUUUUGUUAUGGAAAACCAAUAGACGUGAUCUAAUACCGUUUGCCACCGCGUUCGUUGCAUGUUUGAUAUUCGACGUGGAAUUGGGCCUUCUGUUUGGCAUCUGUGUCGACUUGCUGUGCGUGCUUUAUCGCAGCGCCAGACCAUCGAUUGCUAUCGAAAAAGAAACUAACUCGGGUUACGUAAAAUGGGUAGUCAGGCCCAGCAGUGGGCUACUAUUCCCAGCCGUGGACUUCAUGCGACAGAGAAUCAUUGCCGAGAUGUCGUCUUCAGAACGCCCGAACAAACCGAAUCUCAUAAUCGUGGACUGCGUGCAUUUUGACAAAACCGAUUUCACGGCUGCUCAAGGAAUCAAAUCUUUAAUAAAUGAACUAAAAUCCGAGUCAUGUCAACUCCAAUUGAUGAACGCCAAAGAAUGUGUAGCGGCUAUACUAGAAGCAACGCUAAACAUCAAAAUCUUGACUAUGGUUCCGCUACAAGAUUCUAUUAAGAAAUUUAAUUUUAAUCAACCUGAUCUCAAUGGAAUUGAAUCAAUGACAUUACACGAAAUGAAAAUGAAGAAUAUCUGUGAACGUAAAGCAUAA